Molecule: messenger RNA, 1973 nt
Organism: Diachasma alloeum
Lineage: Eukaryota; Metazoa; Arthropoda; Insecta; Hymenoptera; Braconidae
Gene: MTA1-like
Product: metastasis-associated protein MTA3
Exons: 4
Coding region: 81-1973 (630 amino acids)
Biological process (GO): negative regulation of transcription by RNA polymerase II
Cellular component (GO): nucleoplasm; NuRD complex
Molecular function (GO): sequence-specific DNA binding; transcription coactivator activity; chromatin binding
Source: RefSeq, a predicted model, not a curated record
CAAGCGUGGAGCAGCAGAGGUCAGAAUCUCCUGCAAGCACGCAGAGUCAGAAAAUCGAGAAUCAAGAUUCGACUAAGGAAAUGACUAGUAAAGAUGGGAUUGGUCCGAAAGUGAUGAGCAAAGGGGCUGGGAAAGGUGGAUGGCUCAAAGCCCCACUAUCGGAGGCCCACGAGCCCCAUGGGAUGGAGGAAAGUGUCGUGGGUGCUGGUGGAGUAUCCGAACUAAGCACAAAACAACGACAUCAGAUGAAACAUAGAGAGCUUUUCCUGUCUCGUCAAGUUGAAACUAUGCCUGCCACUCACAUUAGGGGCAAAUGCUGUGUUACUCUACUCAAUGAGACGGAGUCACUCCUCAGUUAUUUGAACAAAGACGAUUCGUUCUUCUAUUGUCUUGUUUUCGAUCCUGCUCAGCGUACACUACUUGCUGAUAAAGGUGAAAUCCGCGUAGGCAGUAGAUACCAAGCCGACGGUAUUGCGCCGUUUCCUCUAACUCAAUCCGAACGCGAAGCCGAUCCUCGUCGCCUACAAGACUUGGAAACACUCGUUUGGACGCCUCGACACUCCCUAACAGACCGUCAGAUCGAUCAAUUCCUAGUCGUCUCCAGAUCAGUGGGCACAUUUGCACGUGCCUUGGACUGUUCUUCCUCGGUGAAACAGCCCUCCCUGCACAUGUCGGCAGCGGCCGCCUCCAGAGACAUCACCCUGUUCCAUGCGAUGGACACCCUUCAUCGACAUAACUACGACCUUGCCAAAGCCAUGUCGUCUUUGGUCCCACUCUCUGGCCCAGUCCUCUGCAGAGACGAGAUGGAGGAAUGGAGCGCUUCAGAAGCAAAUCUCUUCGAGGAAGCUCUCGACAAAUAUGGAAAGGACUUCUCAGACAUUCGUCGGGACUUCCUUCCCUGGAAAACAUUGAAAAACGUUAUCGAGUACUAUUAUAUGUGGAAAACAACCGACCGUUAUGUGCAGCAAAAGCGAGUAAAGGCAGUUGAAGCAGAGAGCAAAUUGAAGCAAGUCUACAUCCCGAACUACAACAAGACACCUCCAGCUGCCCCGACAGGCGGAGCAACAAUAAUACCUUUAGGUAACAACAAUACUAACGGCAAAGGAGUUAGUAUCUUAAAUGGCAGUAGUAAUGGCAACAUCACUGACACCAGCGGAAUGUUAAUGGCUGGAGUGAAUGGAAAGCCUUGUGAGAGCUGCCAGUGCAGCCAGAGUUCUCAAUGGUAUGCAUGGGGACCAUCGCAUAUGCAAUGCAGACUUUGCCAGUCUUGCUGGACUUACUGGAAAAAGUAUGGAGGUCUCAAAGUCCCUACGAGAAUCGACGAUUCAGACUCAGAACGGAAACGGAGUGGCGCAGGCUCUGAUGAAGAGAGUAAAGGGAUGGGUGGAGCACACAGACCUCAUCGCUGUUCCAUUCCCUCUUGCGGGAAGGAAUUUAAGUUGAAGGCUCAUCUCAGCCGUCAUUAUGCUUCUGCCCAUGGGGUGGAUUUAAGGGGAAGUGGCGCUAGUGGUGGAGGAAGUGGAUCGCCUAGACCUGUUAUGAAGACGAGAUCAGCAUUCUAUCUGAGGACGUCUGCGUUGGCUAGAGCUGCGAGACGUCUUUGCGCUGCACAACUCAGAACUCGACAUGCUGCAAGAGCUCCUCAUCAACCGGUCAAUGCUGCACCAUUGAGACAUCUUUGUGCAUCACCGCAACUAACGAGUAAGAGUUCAGCUGAGUUAAGGAUUUUGGCGAAGGCAGUGAGACCAAGGCCCCGUCCCAGAGUUACGGAUAUUGCAACGAGGUUGGGAGAUCAUCCAGUUCCCAGGCAACCUGGCGAGUGGGAUUGGCUGGUGCUUACUGCUCCCGGAAUGAGGAAGCAGCCUGAUGUGGUGGCUUUCCCGAAACCGCUCAAAGCUGCUGGUAUGAUAGGUCCUUAUUAUGUUACAGCUUUUAUAUUUGAGUGGCAAAACGUGUCAAGUCGUUUCAUCUAA